Malania oleifera is the source of this 10941-nucleotide messenger RNA. RefSeq lists its product as uncharacterized. The record is from RefSeq and is a predicted model, not a curated record. The transcript has 4 exons. NCBI's taxonomy places the organism in Eukaryota, Viridiplantae, Streptophyta, Magnoliopsida, Santalales, Ximeniaceae. Gene Ontology annotation, molecular function: hydrolase activity. The coding region runs from base 99 to 1064 and encodes 321 amino acids.
CUCUCUCUCUCUCUCUCUCUCUCUCUGAAAAUCACAACAGGCAGCUUGCAUAUAUUGAUAAGAGUAGAUCAACAAAGGUGGUGCUGUCCAGUUAAGCAAUGAGCGAGCAGGUGAACCACCAGAGGAUCAAAACCAAUGGGAUAUGGAUGCACGUAGCGGAGCAAGGGAGUGGAAGUGGGAGACCCUUGGUUCUGCUGAUUCAUGGGUUCCCGGAGCUCUGGUACUCGUGGCGCCAUCAGAUCACCCAUUUGGCCAACCACGGUUACCACGUGGUGGCCCCUGACAUGAGAGGCUACGGUGACACCGACGCUCCCCUACCCCCCAAUUCCUACACCGUUUUCCACCUCGUGGGUGACCUUAUCGGCCUUCUUGACCAUUUUGGUGCUCAACAGGCAUUUGUGGUGGGACAUGACUGGGGAUCAAUUGUUGCGCGGUGUCUGAGCCUGUUCAGGCCGGACAGAGUGAAGGGGUUGGUUCUUCUGAGUGUUCCGGUUACCCCCAGACCCCAAAUCAAAUAUGUCGACCUCUUCAGACACAGAUUUGGGGACGGGUUUUACAUGUGCCAGUUUCAGGAAGCAGGGAGAGCAGAGAAGUCAUUUGGGAGGUACGAUUAUGUGACGGUGAUGAAGAAAUUCUUACUAAUCGACCAGACAGACCCUCUGGUAGCUCCUCCGGGCAUGGAGAUCAUCGAUGCUCUGCCCACACCAUCUUCGUUGCCUGCUUGGAUUGCAGAGGAAGACAUCAAGUUCUACGCAGACCAGUUUCAGAAAUCUGGUUUUACUGGACCCCUCAACUAUUACCGUGCAUUUGACCUGAACUGGGAGCUUCUUGCACCUUGGGAUGGCUCAAAAAUCACAGUUCGGACGAAGUUCAUAGUUGGGAAUAAGGACAUUGGCUUUGAUAGCGGGACAAGGGCAUACAUUGAAGGAGAUGAGUUUCAGAAGGUUGUCCCAAACCUGGAAAUGGUAAUUCUGGACGGCCACCACUUUAUCCAGCAGGAGAAAGCUCAAGAGGUCUCCAAUGAAAUCCUGUCCUUCUUGCGCACCUUUCCUCCAGAACAGUAGCGGAGUUAAUUUCUUCACUCUCUUGUCAGUACAAUCUCAUCAUUCGCUCUCAAUAAUUAUGUUUGAAAACUAAUAAUAUAAAAUGAUACAAAUUUAGAUGCAAAUAAAAAAUAUGAAUCUUAAACAAGGUUCAUAAUAGGCGGUACGGAUAUCUCCUUUUCUUUAAGGAGAUUCAAAUUUUCUCCUAUUAUUUGGUUUAGCCCACGACACUAGAACUUCUCAAGACUUGUCUUUCCUAGGAUACAACAACCCAUUAAAAUCGUACGACUCACUCUAAUUCUGCACAAAUUGAGGAGUUCAAAACUCCACUAAAAAUACCUUUCUUUACUUGCCAAACUCUCUAGAUUUAAGAUAAGAAUUAUAUGAUGAGAAUGAAGAGAAGAAAUUAGUAUGUUAUGCUAAUACUUCAAGGGCUUAUUUAGUGGCACAAAAUGACCCUUUAUUCUCUAUGUACACAAUAAAUAUGAUAUAUAUAUAUAUAUAUAUAUAUAUAGUAAGUAAAUACAUACUUAGAUCCAAGGUAAAUUCAUAUAAUUAAUUAUGCAUUUAUCAAAUACAUGAAUGAAUGACCAUAAUUAAUUGUGGAUGUAUCACCCAAUAAGGUACGUGAUUUUUUUCCUAGAUAACAAUAAAAUAAUAUAAUAAUAUUAAAGUAUACCAACAAUUUUCUCCUUAUUUUAAUAUUAUGUAUGUACCAUGUGUAAGAACCCGAACUCUGAUAAUGAGUUAAUAUAUAUAAAGAGAGGGAAAUUUUGGUAAAAGAGUAGGUUCGUCGACGAAGACGGAUUUCGUCGACGAGGCCUUUGUUAUUCUUGUCGACGAAAUUCAAAGUCUCGUCGACGAGAAAAAAGCCGAGGGGUUCAGGGAAAUUUAAAUAUCAGGGUUCGUCGACGAAAUCGCUGCCUCGUCGAUGAAAUCCCUGAACACCUCGUCGACGAGGAGACCAAUUCGUCGACGAAGCCUCUCGAGUCAAGGAUCUUUAUAAGGAUAUUUUGGGAUUACUUUGGGACUAAGUUUUCCCAAAAUCUCUCUCUCUCUCUAGAACUCUCCCUACACUCUCUCUUUCUCUCUCUCUCUAAUUUUCUUUGUCGUUCGUUGCUGGAUUCAUAAAUCCAAUGAUACUGCGAGGAUCAGUGAAGGAUUCUUUACGUUUCUAUUGGAUUGGAAUAUCAUUUCGAAGGAUUUCAGGUUUCGGGCCAAAAUCGAGGUAAGGCUCGAUUUUCAUUUCUGAUUCAGUAUAUGUAUAGUAAUACAGAUCGUAAGUAUGUUUUGUACUGUGGUUUGUAGAUUUCGGAGUCUCGGUUCGUAGUUUUGAGGACCAUAGAGUUCGUAAUUGGAUUUCGGGUUAAGAUUAGAGGAUUCUGUUUAUAUCAGUCCAUUUUUGAAAUCAGGAUCGAUAAGCCUGUAGGCUACGAUCGUAUGUAUGUUUUGGUUAUUUAUUUGGAAAAAUAUAUUGGGUAAAAAUGCAGGAUUUUCGAGUUACAGUUUUCAGGAAAAUUGGGGAUUUCGGGUAUCAUCUCUAUUUUGUUUGGAAAUAUGUUGGUUUUGUUAAAACUGUAUUAUUGAGGUAACCGUAAUCCAUAUUUGCAUAAACUGUAUACUUGAAAUUGUAAAUGAUAUGAUUUGCUGUAAACCAAAUAAGUAUGCUAUGUAUGGUUGUAUGUAUUUGUUCCAGGUAUUAUGUAGCGGCUAAUUACCGUACGCUGAAAUGUAUAGGAACGUGUCCAAAAUGAUUCCAAGAGUUUGUAAAAAAAGUCGUGUAUCGGUUAACCACCGUGGGCGAGAGUGGCCAGCUCUAUAUCCGGGGUGUGAAAUAUCACCAGUAUGUUUCGGCUAGUCACCGAAAGGUGUGUUUUACACCGUAUGUAGCCAUGGAUUCACAGUGGGCCUAGGUUGUCGCAGCGUAGUUGUACAUGUGGCAAUGUAAUCGGGGUGAGACUAGGUGACCUUGUGUAGUUGCGUAUGUAGCAAUGGAUUCACUAUUGAGCCUGAGUCGUAGAUCUUCAUAGUUGCAUAUGUAGUAAUGUAAUUGUUGUGAGAUUAGGUGACCUUGUGUAGUUGCGUAUGAAGUAAUGGAUUCAUCAUUAGGCCUUGAUCGUCGCAGCGUAGUUGCGUAUGUAGCAAUGUAAUCGCUGUGAGACGAGAUGACUUGGUGUAGUUGCGAACUAGUGUGACGACACUGACCGUAUGUAUGUAUUUAUGUAUGUAUGUUGGGUAUCGUAUGAACUGGAAUAGUUUUCUGAAAAUACUGGAACUGUAUGGAAUUAUAUGAAACUUUACGAAUUGUUUCAAACUGUAUCGUAUGUAUAGUGUUAUGAAGUAUGUAAAAUGACACCGGUAUGCCACACAUUGAUAUAAAUUGUUUUCUUCCUUACUGAGAGGUGUCUCACCCCGAAUGUACGUACAAUGUUUUUUAGAUCCUUCAGGUAGCGGUAAGUAGCAUCUUAGCAUCUGAGAGCAGGGGUGUCGUAGCUACUGCUAAUACCUUUUAGGUAUGAGUUUUGGUAUCCAGGUUGUCAGGAUAGUUUUGUAGACACUUGGGUAUGUUUUGUUUUAUGGGUAUGUUAUCCUAGUUUGUAUAGACAUUGGUAUGAUACUAGUUGCGUAUAACAGACUGUAUUUCGCUGCGUAUUUUGAUGAGUAUGGACGUUUGUAUGUAUGUAUAUCGAGCAUCCGUUCACCCCACGGGAUCGAACCCUCUUUUCAUGUUAUAUCAUAUAUGUUUUAAAUUGAUAUGGAGAAAGGUUAAGUUACUUAAUUCACCACCUGUGACCCACCUGCGGAUUCGAGGCGUGAUAGCUUGGUAUCAGAGCUAACCAGGUUGUUAGGUCUUGCAGACUUGGUUUGGAGUAUUAAUGUGUACAUACUAGAGUAUAGGAUGUAGGAAAUGGGUAGUGUUGGUCGAGGGUUGUUUUGUUGUUAGAUUGGGAUUUGUCGACGGUAUUCCGUGUUUUUCCUGAGAUGACGAUUCGAGUAAAGGCAGGGCAGACCAUUGACGACUUUCGUGUCAGUGUAACGAAAUAGACUUAGACCUGUGAGAAUAAUAGUUGACAUGAUUAGGUCUAUGAUUGUAUUAACUGUGUACGAUAUAGGAAUUCUAAUCAAUUCUUAUUCUGUUUUCAGUAUGGAGCCCAAGGAUAAUAACUUGGAGAGUGGCUCCGAGGAGAUGGCAAGUGAUGAGUCUCCUUCUGUAUCUCGUGGUUUGGCGAGACAGGUGAUCCGAGAGAUUGGGCGGAGUGUUAGGAGACGUGGUAGCUCUUCUACUGAUGCAGGGUGUACCAUCAAGAGGUUCACACGCAUGCACUCUUCAAGAAGCAGAAGCAGAAGGAUUUUGGAAGUUCUCCACUGCACUGAGAAGCAGAAGAUUUUGUACGCCACCUUCCAGCUGAUUAGGGAGGCAGGGCGAUGGUGGACAGCAGUGAGCCUACUUGAGAGGCAGAGAGCUGGUCCAACUGAUUUGACGUGGGGCCGCUUCAAGGAGGUAUUUUUUGAAAAAUACUUUCCAGUCUCCACACGGGAUGCUAAGGCCGAUGAGUUUUCGGGCCUAAUGCAGGAAACUUUGAUGGUGCAGAGGUAUGCUUCCAGAUAUAUCAAGUUAUCUCGAUUUGCACCAUACUUGGUUCCGAAUGAGCACGAGAAGUCUCGAAUGUUCGAGAGGGGUAUGAGGAAAGACAUCUGCCGUCUUGUGGGGAGGCUGUAGAUCCGUGAGUUCUCUGUUCUGGUGAAUUAAGCCACCAUUGUUGAGACCGACCUUCGGGGAGAUGAGGUAGUACAGGUUUAGGAGAAAAUGUCAGUAUCUUCUGGUCCUCAGAAUGGUCCUUAGCAGAGUAAGUAGAAGAAGAAGAAGAAUUACAGUUCUGGUUAUCGGCAGAACACCGAUCGGCUAAGUUCUCAAGAGGAUUCAUCCUUCGCACCGUGCACCAAGUGCCAUAAAUGGCACGAUGGUGAGUGUCAGCCAUUCUGGGGUGUUUGCUACAACUGUGGCAAGUCGGCCCACAUGGCGAAGAGCUGCCAGGAACUGAAGAAGGAUAUGUCUGCACAGAGCCAGAACCGUGGGAGUAAUCAGAUGUCUCGAGGGAACUACCAGGCAACCACGGCUCCGGCGAGAGUAUAUUCACUUACUCCAACAGAUGCGGAACACGCUGGGAAUGUGGUGACAGGUACCAUGUUAUUGCUUUCGAAUAGAGCUGUUGUUUUGUUUGAUUCGGGGGCAACCCAUUCGUUCAUAUCUGCUAGUUAUGUGAAAUUAUGUGGGGUGGAAACCUGUGUGAUGAAUGAGAUGUUGUCUGUGAUUACGCCAACUGGGAGUGUAAUGACUUGUAGUAAGAUGUUAAGAAACUGUCCAGUUGUAAUUCAGGAGAGACUACUACUGGCAAAUCUUGUAGUAUAUGACAUGUUGGGUUUCGACGUCAUAUUGAGAAUGGAUUGGUUAUUCUCUAGUUAUACGGCGAUUGACUGUCGGAAGAAAGUAGUAGUGUUCAUACCUCCUGGAAAGCAGGAGUAUGAGUUCGUGGGAUCGUGUGUGCGUUUGACACCUCAGAUUUUAUCGGCAUUAUAGGCAAGGAGGUUACUCUUAGAGGGUUAUAAGGGGUACCUAGCUUGUGUGAAGGAACCGCCGCGGGAUGUGUUGAGACUCGAGGACAUUCGAGUGGUCAACUAAUUUUUGGAUGUGUUUCCUGAAGAACUACCUGGUUUACCUCCAGAUCGUGAGGUGGAGUUUGAGAUAGAAUUGCUGUUUGGUAAGGCACGGAUCUUUAAAACCCCAUACCAGAUGGCUCCAACAGAAUUUUGAGAGUUGAAGGAGCAGUUGCAGGCAUUACUGGACCAGGGUUUUAUUCGACCGAGUGUUUCACCCUGAGGAGCUCCAGUAUUAUUUGUGAAGAAGAAGGACGAGUUGAUGCGUAUGUGUAUUGACUACCGUGAGAUCAACAAAGUGACGGUGAAGAAUCGUUACCAUUUGCCUCGUAUAGAUGAUCUUUUUUACCAGUUGGAGGGGACGCAUGUCUUUUCGAAGAUCGAUCUACGGUCAGGGUAUCAUCAGAUGAGGGUUAGGUCUGAGGAUAUAGCUAAAACUGCUUUCCGAACCAGGUACGACCACUAUAAAUUCUUAGUUAUGCCGUUUGGGUUAACCAAUGUGUCAGCGGUGUUUAUGGAUCUGAUGAACAGGGUGUUUCAUAACUACCUGGAUCAGUUCGUAGUUGUGUUCAUCGAUGAUAUUCUAGUAUAUUCGAAGAGUUCGGAAGAGCACGAGUACCAUUUGAGGUUGGUACUACAAAUUUUGCGGGAGAAUAAGUAAUAUGCUAAGCUGAAAUAGUGUGAGUUCUGGUUGAAUCAGGUUGCGUUCUUAGGCCAUGUGGUGUCUCAAGGCGGUAUCUCCAUUGAUCCUAGUAAGAUUGAAGCUUUGGUCGGCUGGGUUAGACCGAAGAAUGUGCAGGAGGUUCGGAGUUUUCUAGGACUGACAUGUUACUAUCGUCGGUUCGUGGAGGGAUUCUUUAAAUUGUCUGGACCUCUAACACGAUUGACUAAGAAGGGAGUGAAAUUUGACUGGACUAGUAAUUGCGAGCAGUGUUUUCUUGAGUUGAAGCACCGGCUGGUUACUGCUCCAGUAUUGACCACUCCUUCGGGGAAUGGGGGUUUUGUGAUCUAUAGCGACGCGUCCCUAAAAGGUUUGGGAUGUGUGCUUAUGCAACAAGGUAAGGUGGUAGCUUAUGCUUCUCGACAACUUAAGGAGUAUGAGAAGAAUUACCCUACGCAUGAUCUGGAAUUGGCUGUUAUAGUAUAUGCUCUAAAGAUCUGGCGACACUACCUAUAUGGUGUUCAGUGUGAGAUUUUCAUUGAUCACAAGAGCCUCGGGUACUUUUUCACACAGAAUGAGCUGAAUAUGAGGCAGAUGUGGUGACUAGAGUUGAUUAAGGACUACGAUUGCACGAUUAGUUAUCACCCGGGAAAGGAUAAUGUGGUAGCAGAUGCAUUAAUUCGGAAGUCAGAACAUGAAGUAGCAUCUGCAGUUGUAGCUUAGCAUCAUAUUAGACGGGAUCUAGAAAGCCUUGGCGUGGAGUUGGUAUCUGGUGAUCAUCAAGUUUUCAUUGUUAGCUUGGUGAUCCGACCGACCUUGUAUGAGCGUAUUAAAGCUACGCAUGCUAGUGAUGAUAAGUUAGCUGAGAUUGUAGAGAAGAUACAGUAGGGUUUAACUACAGAUUUUAACAUCUCUGACAGAGGUGUGUUGAGGUUUGGGACCAAACUAUGUGUUCCAAAGGACGAGGAAAUCAGAAGGACGAUUCUAGAGGAAGCGCACCGUUCUCUGUAUACACCGGGUGGUACGAAAAUGUAUUGGGAUAUGCGCGAGUCCUUCUGGUGGAGUAGUAUGAAGAGAGAUAUUGUCCGGUUUGUGGAGCAGUGUCUGACAUGUCAGCAGGUGAAAGCUGAACAUCAGAGACCAGUAGGGCCGUUGCAGCCUUUGUCUAUUCCGGUGUGGAAAUGGGAACACAUUUUCAUGGACUUUGUUAUUGGAUUACUGACAGCACUUCACGGGCAGAAUGCUAUUUGGGUAAUUGUGGACAGGUUGACGAAAUCUGCUCACUUUGUACCAAUGAAGGUUAGCUACCCUUUGAGUAGGCUAGCUGAUAUGUACGUGCAUGAGAUUGUGCGAAUGCACGGAGUACCGGUGUCCAUUGUUUCAGAUCGGGAUCCGAGGUUUACUUCUUGACUUUGGAAGCGCUUGCAAGAAGCAUUGGGGACGAAGCCUACUUUCAAUACAGCGUUCCACCUCCAGACUGAUGGACAGUCGGAGAAGACAAUACAGAUCUUGGAAGAUAUGUUACGGGCUUGUGUAUUGGACUUCAGUGGUAGUUGGAUUCGGUUUCUGCCACUAAUGGAGUUUGCCUAUAACAAUAGCUUCCAGACUAGUAUAGGGAUGGCACCAUUCGAGGCUUUGUAUGGUCAGAGGUGUCGAUCUCCUUUGUAUUGGGAUGAGGUUGAUGAACGUCAGGUUUUAGGAUGUGAACUUGUGCAGCAGGCGUCUGAGAAGGUAGGUUUGAUCCGGGAGAGGAUUAGAUUCACUCAGAGUUGGCAGAAAAGUUACGUGGAUGUUCUCCAUCGUGAGUUGGAAUUCGAGGUGGGGGGUAAGGUAUUCCUUAAAAUCGCUCCGAUGAAGGGAGUAAUGAGAUUCGGAAGGAAUGGCAAGUUGAGCUCGAGGUAUAUCGGACCAUUCGAAGUCAUUGAGCGAGUGGGUCUGGUAGCCUACAAAGUUGUAUUAUCCCCAACACUAUCGAGGGUCCAUGAUGUGUUUCAUGUAUCCAUGUUGAGAAGGUACGUGUUGGAUCCUUCACAUGUUCUUAGUUAUGAUAGUUAUAAAUUGGAAAUACUUUAGUGUAUGAGGCGAUACCUGUUCUGAUCCUGGAUCGUAAAGUUCAGAAGUUUCGUACCAAAGAAAUACCAUUGGUGAAGGUAUUAUGGCGAAACCAUGAGGUUGAGGAAGUUUCUUGGGAACUGGAAACGGAAAUACGUCAGAAGUAUUAGCAGUUGUUCUGAGUAGUACUUGGAUAGCAGGGUGGUAUAAGUAUGUGUGUAUGUAUGUAAACCUCUGUUAUCGUAUUGUAUUUAGUGGUUAGUCUCUAGGAGAGUCUUGUGGUAUUGUAAGCUCCCGAGACCGUAUAUGUAUGUGACCACGGUAUUCCUUCGCCAUAAGUGAGGGCAUGUAUGUAUGUAUUGUAACGGGACUGCGUAUAAAUGGCUGCCGUAUUCUCUAGAGUGUGUAUGUAUGUAUCAUAACGGGGCUGCGUAUAAAUGGUCGCCGUAUUCUCUAGAGUGUGUAUGUAUGUAUCGUGACGGGACUGCGUGUAGGUAAUCAUCGUUUCACCUCAGAGUAGGUAUGUAUAGAGUAGUAUGAAUGAGAUUGUAAAGAGAGAUUGCAAAUUUCGAGGAUGAAAUUUUUGUAAGGAAGGGAGAUUGUAAGAACCCGAACUGUGAUAAUGGGUUAAUAUAUAUAAAGAGAUGGAAAUUUUGGUAAAAGAGCAGGUUGGUCAACGAAGCCGAAUUUCGUCGACGAGGCCUUUGUUAUUCUCGUUGACGAAAUUCAGAGCCUUGUCAACGAGAAAAAAGCCGAGGAGUUCAGGGAAAUUUAAAUAUCAAGGUUCGUCGACGAAAUCACUGCCUUGUCGACGAAAUCCCUAAAGACCUCGUCAACGAGGAGACCAAUUCGUCGACGAAGCCUCUCAGGUCAAGGGUUUUUAUAUGGAUAUUUUGGGAUUACUUUGGGACUAAGUUUUCCCAAAAGCUCUCUCUCUCUUUCUCUCUCUAGAACUCUCCCUACACUCUCUCUCUCUAGUUUUCUUUGUCGUUCGUUGCCGGAUUCGUAAAUCCAACGAUACUGCCAGGAUUAGUAAAGGAUUCUCUACGUCUCUACUGGAUCGGAAUCUCGUUUCGAAGGAUUUCGGGUUUUGGGCCAAAAUCGAGGUAAGACUUGGUUUUCAUUUCUGAUUCAGUAUAUGUAUAAUAGUACGGAUUGUAAGUAUGUUUUGUACUGUGAUUUGUAGAUUUCGGAGUCUCGGUUCGUAGUUUUGAAGACCAUAGAGUUCGUAGUUGGAUUUCGGAUUAAGGUAAGGAGAUUCUGUUUAUAUUAGUCCAUUUUCUAAAUUAUGAUCGGUAAGCCUGUAGGCUACGAUCAUAUGUAUGUUUUGGCUACUUAUUUGGGAAAAUCUAUCGGGUAAAAAUACGGGAUUUUCGAGUUACAGUUUUCGAAAAAAUUGGGGAUUUCAGGUAUUAUCUAUAUUUUGUUUGGAGAUAUGUUGGUUGUGUUAAAACUGUAUUAUUGAGGUGACUGUAAUCCAUAUUUGCAUAAACUGUAUACUUGAUAUUGUAAAUGAUAUGAUUUGCCCUAAACCAAAUAAGUGUGAUAUGUAUGGUUGUAUGUAUUUGUUUCAGGUAUUAUGUGACAGUUAAUUACCGUACGCUGAAAUGUAUAAGAAAGUGAGUUUCAAAAUGAUUCCAAGAGUUUGUAAAAACAGUCAUGUAUCGGUUAACUACCGUGGGCGAAAGUGGCCGACUCUAUAUCCGGGGUGUGAAAUAUCACUAGUAUGUUUCGGCUGGUCACCAAAGGGUGUGUUUUACAUCGUAUAUAGCAACGAAUUCACAGUGGGCCUAGGUCGUCGCAGCAUAGUUGUACAUGUGGCACUGUAAUCGGGGUAAGACUAGGUGACUUUGUGUAGUUGCGUAUGUAGCAAUGGAUUCACUAUUGGGCCUGAGUCGUAGAUCUUCGUAGUUGCAUACGUAGUAAUGUAAUCGCUGUGAGACUAGGUGACCUUGUGUAGUUGCAUAUGAAGCAAUGGAUUCACCAUUGGGCCUUGAUCGUCGUAGCAUAGUUGUGUAUGUAGCAAUGUAAUCGCUGUGAGACGAGGUGACCUUGUGUAGUUGCGAACUAGUGUGACGACACUGACCGUAUGUAUGUAUGUAUGUAUGUUAGGUAUUGUAUGAAUUGGAAUGGUUUUCUGAAAAUACUGGAACUGUAUGGAAUUGUAUGAAACUGUACAAAUUGUUUCAAACUGUAUCAUAUGUAUAGUGUUAUGAAGUAUAUAAAAUGACACUGGUAUGUCACACACUGAUAUAAGUUGUUUUCUUCCUUACUAAGAGAUGUCUCACCCCGAAUGUACGUACAAUGUUUUUCAGGUCUUUCAGGUAGUGGUAAGUAGCAUCCUAGCGUUUGGGAGCAGGAGUGUCGUAGCUACUGCUAGUACCUUUUAGGUACGAGUUUUGGUAUCCAGGUUGUCGGGAUAGUUUUGUAGACACCUGGGUAUGUUUUUUAUUGUGGGUAUGUUAUCCUAGUUUGUAUAAACUCUGGUAUGAUACUGGUUGUGUAUAACAGAUCGUAUUUCGCUGCGUA